GUGAUUAUUUCGCCGCAUCUAAUUCUCUUCCGUUUGAAUAUUCGCGCUUUCGUGGUUGUAAUUAAUACGAUCUGACGUCGAAGAUAAAGACCCCGCUGCUGUAUCUCGGCUUCACGACUUGGCUUCUCCCCGUUUCCCCGCCACACCGUCCCCAGUCGCUCCAGCCCACCGAUGCUGACACACACUCCUCCUCCGGGCGGUGAGCGGGGCUUGAGCACAGGGGCUUGAGUGACACAUGCUGCGGUAGUCUACCCCCGCUGUAUGGCCGUGGAUUAGCUCUAUAUGCUAAUAUCGACAGGAGAGAGGAGCCAGCGGAGGCUUCUGAACAGGCUCCUUUGCAGCCAUGGCUGAAGGUGGAGAGGGAGAGGAUGAAAUUCAGUUCCUCAGGACUGAUGAUGAAGUGGUGCUCCAGUGCGUGGCCUGCAUCCAGAAGGAGAAUCGCAAGUUCUGCCUGGCUGCUGAGGGCCUGGGCAAUCGGCUGUGUUACCUAGAGCCCACAUCUGAAGCAAAGUAUGUUCCUCCAGACCUGUGCAUCUGCACCUUUGUGCUGGAACAGUCUCUGUCAGUACGAGCCCUGCAGGAGAUGCUGGCUAAGAGCGGACAGAACAGUGAAGGGACACGCGGCCCGGAUCGAUGGGCAGCGCAGAGCGGCGGGCACAAGACCCUGCUGUACGGACACGCCAUCCUCCUACGGCAUUCCUUCAGCUCGAUGUACCUGGCCUGUUUGAAGACAUCAAGGUCGCAGACAGAUAAGCUGUCCUUUGAUGUCGGUCUGCAGGAGGAUUCAACAGGUGAGGCCUGUUGGUGGACGAUCCACCCUGCCUCGAAGCAGAGAUCCGAAGGAGAGAAGGUGCGGAUCGGUGAUGACCUCAUCCUUGUCAGCUUGUCCUCAGAGCGAUAUCUUCACUUAUCCAUCUCCAAUGGCAACAUCCAGGUGGAUGCUUCUUUCAUGCAAACCCUGUGGAACGUCCAUCCCAUCUGCUCCGGGAGCAACAUAGAAGAAGGCUACCUGUUGGGUGGUCACGUGAUGCGGCUGUUCCACGGACACGAUGAGGUAGUGGCGAUCCCAGGGUCAGACCAGAGUGAAGAGCAACAGAGGAUAGUCAACUAUGAGACGGGUAAAGCUGGCGCCAAGGCCAGGUCCUUGUGGAGGCUGGAACCACUCCGAAUCAGCUGGAGUGGGAGCCACAUCCGCUGGGGUCAGCCCUUCAGACUGCGGCACCUGACCACCGGUCACUACCUGGCACUGACUGAGGACAAAGGGUUGGUGCUGCAGGACCGGGAGAGGUCCGACACCAUCUCCACUGCCUUCUGCUUCAGAGCCUCUAAGGAGAAGCUGGAGCAGAGCCCCAAGAGAGACAUCGAGGGCAUGGGGGUUGCAGAGAUUAAAUAUGGGGACUCGCUCUGCUUCAUCAUGCACGUGGCCACAGGACUCUGGCUCUCCUACCAGGCACCUGAUGUCAAAUCUGCCCGUCUGGGUCCCCUCAAGAGACGAGCAUGCCUACAUUCUGAAGGUCACAUGGAUGACGGCUUGACCCUGCAGCGCUGUCAGCACGAGGAGUCCCGCGCCGCACGCAUCAUCCGCAACACCACGUUGCUGUUUAAUCGAUUCAUCAGAGACCUGGAUUGUCUGGGUGUUAAGAAUAGGGCAAUGGUCUCGCUGCCUGUAGAGGAGGUGCUCCAAACCCUCAAUGACCUCAUUGCCUAUUUCCAGCUUCCUGACGUUGAGCUGGAGCAUGAAGAGAGGCAGAUCAAGCUGCGGUCACUCAAGAACCGCCAGAACUUAUUCAAACAGGAAGGCAUGCUGACUCUGGUGUCCAACUGUAUUGACCGUCUGAACGUCUAUAACAGUGCCGCCCAUUUCGGGGAGUGUGCCGGGUCAGAGGCCGGAGCAGCCUGGAAAGACAUUCUCAACCUGCUGUAUGAGCUGCUGGCAGCGUUAAUUAGAGGGAACAGGAAUAACUGCACCCAGUUCUCCAACAACUUGGACUGGCUGGUUAGCAAGCUGGAGAGACUGGAGUCUUCGUCAGGCAUCCUGGAAGUUCUGCACUGCAUUUUAAUUGAGAGCCCCGAGGCCCUCAACAUCAUCCAGAGAGGACACAUCAAGUCCAUCAUAUCACUGCUCUACAAGCAUGGGCGCAACCACAAGAUUCUGGAUGUGCUCUGCUCGCUGUGUGUGUGUAAUGGUGUUGCUGUGCGAACCAAUCAGAACCUAAUCUGUGAUCACUUGCUGCCCAAGAGAGAUCUGCUGCUGCAAACCCAGCUGGUGAAUGAUGUCCAGAGUAUGAGACCGAACAUCUUCCUGGGGGUGAGCGAGGGCUCAGCUCAGUAUAAAAAGUGGUACUAUGAGCUGAUGAUUGACCAGGUGGACCACUUUGUAACAAGCGAGCCCUCUCAUCUGAGGGUGGGCUGGGCCAACACCAAAGGCUACGCUCCGUACCCUGGAGGAGGAGAGGGAUGGGGAGGCAAUGGAGUCGGUGAUGACCUCUACUCGUUUGGUUUUGAUGGACUCCACCUCUGGUCAGGUCGUAUCCCGCGGGCAGUGGCGUCCCUGAACCAGCACAUCCUGACCUCAGAGGAUGUGGUUAGCUGUUGUCUGGACCUGGGCGCUCCCAGCAUCUCUUUCAGGAUCAACGGGCAGCCUGUUCAGGGCAUGUUUGAAAAUUUCAACACAGACGGGCUCUUCUUCCCUGUUGUCAGCUUCUCUGCAGGGGUCAAGGUGCGUUUCCUGUUGGGCGGUCGACAUGGUGACUUUAAGUUCUUGCCUCCAUCGAGUUACGCUCCGUGUUUUGAAGCCCUGCUGCCAAAAGAGAAGAUGAAGGUGGAGCCGGUGAAAGAGUACAAGAGGGAUGUGGAUGGAGUCCGAGAUCUGUUGGGCACCCCACAGUUCUUGUCGCAGGCCUCCUUCAUCCCUACACCUGUUGAAACUAGCCAGAUUGUUAUGCCUCUUCAUUUAGAGAAGGUUCGAGACAAACUAGCAGAGAAUAUCCACGAGCUGUGGGGCAUGAAUAAAAUUGAGCUUGGCUGGUCGUAUGGAAAGAUAAGAGAUGAUAAUAAGCGGCAACAUCCGUGCCUGGUGGAUUUCUCCAAGCUGCCAGAAACCGAAAAGAACUACAAUCUGCAGAUGUCAACAGAAACUUUGAAGACCCUGCUGGCAUUGGGCUGUCGUGUAGUUCAGGUCAAUCCAAAUGCUGAGGCAUCUCUCAAAAAGAUAAAACUCCCCAAGAACUACAUGAUGUCCAAUGGUUAUAAACCAUCUCCUCUGGACCUGUCCGACAUCAAACUGACUUCAGGUCAGGAACUGCUGGUGGACAAACUGGCAGAGAAUGCACACAAUGUGUGGGCCAAGGACCGCAUCAAGCAGGGCUGGACCUAUGGCAUUCAGCAGGAUCUGAAGAGUAAGCGUAACCCUCGCCUGGUUCCCUACGUUCUUCUGGAUGAGCGCACCAAGAAGUCGAACAGGGACAGCCUGCGGGAGGCUAUCCGCACUCUAAUUGGCUACGGGUACAACAUUGAGCCCUCAGACCAGGAAGGCGGACAAGUGGUUGAGAGGCUCAGCAUUGACAAAGUCCGCUUCUUCAGAGUAGAGAGGACGUACGCGGUAAAGACUGGAAAAUGGUACUUUGAAUUUGAGGCUGUGACUGGAGGAGACAUGAGAGUGGGCUGGGCCAGACCUGGAUGUAAGCCAGACGUGGAGCUUGGCACAGAUGAGCUGGCUUUCGUCUUUGAUGGAUACAGGGGUCACUGUCUAAAUAUGGGCAGCCGUUUGUUCGGGCGGUGCUGGCACGCGGGGGAUGUGGUUGGCUGUAUGAUCAACAUGGAGGACAAAUCUAUGAUCUUCACCCUUAAUGGAGAGAUCCUCAUUACCACCAAGGGCUCCGAACUCUGCUUCACUGACUUUGAAACUGAGGAUGGCUUUAUUCCAGUGUGUAGUCUAGGUCUGGCUCAGGUGGGUCGCAUGAAUCUAGGGAAAGACGCUAGCACCUUCAAGUACUACACCAUGUGCGGCCUUCAGGAAGGAUUUGAGCCCUUUGCCGUUAACAUGAACCGAGAGGUCACCAUGUGGUUCAGCAAGCGUUUGCCUACUUUUGUCAACGUGCCGAAGGACCACAACCACAUCGCAGUAACCAGGAUUGACGGCACUGUCGACAGCCCCCCAUGUCUUAAAGUCACCCACAAGACGUUUGGCACCCAGAACAGUAACGCUGACAUGGUCUUUUGUCGUCUCAGCAUGCCUGUAGAGUUCCACUCCGUCUUCAAACCCAGUCCUGUUAUAGACAUGAACGGAGUCCACGAGGACGACACCCUUAAAGUGAAACACAGAUAUCCGUUGAGAUCAGUAAGGCACAGUGAUGAAAGUAGACGAGUGGACUACAGCAGCAUCACUAUGUACUACCACUCUGUAAGGGUCUUUGCUGGUCAGGACCCUUCUGGCGUGUGGGUUGGAUGGGUUACCCCCGACUACCAUUACUAUAGCAACAACUUCAAUCUUAGUAAAAACCGAACAGUCACCGUAACCCUGGGUGACGAGCGAGGACGAGUGCAUGAGAGUGUGAAGAGGAGUAACUGCUACAUGGUGUGGGGUGGUGAUGUGACCAAUACUGCACACGCCUCAAGUCGCAGCAACGUGGACCUGGAGAUUGGCUGUCUCAUAGACCUGGCCACCGGCCUGGUGACAUUCACCGUCAAUGGCAAAGAUAUAUCAACGUCCUACCAGGUGGAACCAAACACCAAACUUUUCCCUGCCGUAUUUGUGCGACCCACCAGCCCUAACCUCUUCCAGUUCGAGCUGGCUAAAAUAAAGAAUGCCAUGCCUCUGUCGUCAGCCAUCUUUAAGAGUGAGCAUAAGAACCCGGUGCCCCAGUGUCCACCCCGUCUAUAUGUGCAGACCAUCAAUGCUGUGCUUUGGAGCCGCAUGCCCAACAUCUUCCUCAAGGUGGAAACAGCCAGGGUCAGUGAGAGACACGGGUGGGUGGUGCAGUGUGUGGAACCCCUGCAGAUGUUGGCUGUACACAUACCUGAGGAAAACAGGUGUGUCGACAUCAUGGAGCUGUCUGAGCAGGAGGACAUGAGGAAGUUCCACUACCAUACCCUGAAGCUCUACUGUGCCCUCUGCGCUCUGGGCAACACCCGCGUGGCACAUGCCCUCUGUAGCCACCUGGACCAGUCACAGCUCUUAUACACCAUCGACAAUCAGUACCUGUCAGGAAUGUUACGGGAGGGCUUCUACAAUGUCCUCAUCAGCAUCCACCUGGAGACAGCCAAAGAGGCACGGCUCAUGAUGAAAGACGAGUUCAUCAUCCCUGUCACAGCCGAGACACGGUCCAUCCGUCUCUUCUCCGAUGCAUCCAAAAAACACCUCCCACCAGGGGUGGGGCUUAGUACCUCGCUCAAACCUCGCCUCAACUUUGCUCCACCUUGUUUCAUCAGCACUAAACGGGAGCAACAUCUCUAUAGUCCCCAAGUCCCAUUGGAUGCACUGAAGGAGACAGCUAUUUCAAUGUUGACAGAGGCUGUUCAGGGCUGGGGGCACCACAUCCGAGAUCCCGUAGGAGGAGGCGUGGAGUACCAGUUUGUGCCGAUCUUGAAACUCAUUAGCACCUUGCUGACUAUGGGCGUACUCGGUAGUGAGGACGUUCGUCAGAUCUUACUGCUCAUUGACCCAAAUGUUUUCAGAGAGACACGUGAGGAGGGAGCCACAGGAGCCACAGACAAAGAAGGACUCACAGGGGCUGAGGACAAGGCAGUGGAAGCUGGAGAGGAGGAGGCAGCCAAAGAAGCUAAGCAGCCAUUGAAAGGACUGCUGGAGAAGAGGCUGCCUGAGCCCGUCAAACGACUGAUGUGCGAGCUGCUACAUUAUUUCUGCGACUGCGAGCUGAAGCACCGCAUCGAAGCCAUUGUGUCCUUCUCUGACAACUUUGUCUCCAAGCUGCAGUUCAACCAGAAGUUCCGCUACAACGAGCUAAUGCUGGCCCUCAACAUGUCUGCUGCUGUUACUGCAAAGAAGACCAAAGAGUUCAGAUCGCCCCCUCAAGAACAGAUCAACAUGCUGCUGAACUUCAGUAUGGGAGAGGACUGUCCAUGUCCCACAGAUAUCCAGGAGGAGCUGUAUGAUUUUCACAGUCAGCUGCAGCUCCACUGUGGAAUCCCUAUGGAAGAAGACGAAGACGAGCAAGAUACAUCUAUCAGAGGUCGCCUCCUAAUGCUGGUGAACAAGAUCAAAGGCCAGUCUCACAAAGCAGAAGAACCCACAGAGAAGGAGCAAGCCGCACCAUCCAAUCUGAAAGAGCUGAUCUCUCAGACGAUGGUGAGCUGGGCCCAGGAGUGUCACAUCCAGGACCCAGAGCUGGUCCGCAAGAUGUUCAGCCUGCUGAGGAGGCAGUAUGACAGCAUUGGGGAGCUGCUGCGGGCCAUGAGGAAGACCUACACCAUCAGCGCUGUCUCGGUCCAGGACACUAUCAACCUCCUGGCCUCCCUCGGUCAGAUCAGAUCCCUGCUGUCUGUUCGUAUGGGCAAAGAGGAAGAGAAGCUCAUGAUUGAUGGACUUGGGGACAUCAUGAACAACAAAGUGUUCUACCAGCACCCCAACCUAAUGAGAAUACUGGGCAUGCAUGAGACUGUCAUGGAGGUCAUGGUUAACGUGCUUGGAGGAGACAAGUCCCAGGAAAUUGCCUUCCCCAAAAUGGUGGCUAGCUGCUGUCGCUUCCUGUGCUACUUCUGCCGGAUCAGCCGUCAAAACCAGAAAGCCAUGUUUGACCACCUCAGCUACCUGUUGGAGAAUAGCAGCGUGGGGUUAGCUUCACCAGCUAUGAGAGGCUCCACUCCUCUAGAUGUGGCUGCUUCCUCUGUGAUGGACAACAAUGGCCUGGCUCUGGCACUGGAAGAACCUGAUCUGGACAAGGUGGUCACCUAUCUGGCAGGCUGUGGUCUCCAGAGUUGUCCAAUGCUCCUGGCUAAAGGUUAUCCAGAUAUCGGAUGGAACCCCAUUGAGGGAGAGCGUUACCUUUCCUUCUUGCGGUUUGCAGUCUUUGUCAACGGUGAGAGUGUGGAGGAGAACUCCAGUGUUGUGGUCAAGCUGCUCAUCCGUCGUCCAGAGUGUUUUGGACCUGCCCUGAGGGGAGAAGGAGGGAAUGGCCUGCUGGCUGCCAUGAAGGAAGCCAUCAAGAUCUCUGAGACGCCAGCUUUGGACCUUCCGGGCUCUGUACACGGAGUCAGCUCUGACGUGUCCGCUGAUGGUGACGAUGAGGAGGAAGUGGUACACAUGGGCAAUGCCAUCAUGUCCUUCUACUCCGCACUCAUCGACCUGUUGGGACGUUGUGCCCCAGAGAUGCAUCUCAUCAACAAGGGGAAAGGUGAAGCUCUGCGCAUUCGUGCCAUUCUGCGCUCUCUGGUGCCUACCGAAGACCUUGUGGGAAUUAUUAGCAUACCACUCAAAAUGCCCGUCAGCAACAAAGAUGGGUCAGUGACAGAGCCGGACAUGUCAGCCUGCUUCUGUCCGGAUCACAAGGCCCCUAUGGUGCUGUUUUUGGACAGGGUGUAUGGCAUUGAGGACCAGAGCUUUCUGCUUCACCUUCUCGAAGUGGGUUUCCUUCCUGACCUGAGAGCUGCUACCUCUCUGGAUACGGAGGGUUUGUGUACCACAGAGACGGCCCUGGCCAUGAACCGCUACAUCGGCUCAGCUUUGUUACCCCUCCUCACCCGCUGCGCCCCUCUCUUUGCCGGCACGGAGCACUACGCCACCCUCAUCGACUCCACUCUGCACACCAUCUACCGCCUCUCCAAGGGCCGUUCACUUACCAAGGCCCAAAGAGAUGCUAUAGAGGAGUGCCUGCUGGCUGUCUGCAAACACCUUCGUCCCUCCAUGCUGCAGCAGCUCCUGCGACGCCUUGUCUUUGAUGUGCCCUUGCUGAGUGAUUACUGCAAGAUGCCUCUCAGGCUUCUAACCAACCACUAUGAACAAAACUGGAAGUACUACUGCCUCCCGUCAGGCUGGGGCAGCUACGGGACCGCAUCCGAGGAUGAACUACUGCUCACUAAGAAAAUCUUCUGGGGAGUAUUUGAUUCUCUGUCGCAGAGGAAAUAUGACCCUGAGUUAUUCAAGAUGGCCAUGCCCUGCCUCAGUGCCAUAGCUGGAGCGUUGCCACCGGAUUAUGUGGAUGCCUCCAUUAGUACCACUGUGGAAAAGCCUGUUUCUGUUGACGCUCAGGGCAACUUUGACCCCAAACCCAUCAAUACUGCAAAUAUUGCUCUUCCAGAGAAGCUCGAGCACUUUGUCAACAAGUAUGCAGAACAUUCCCAUGAGAAAUGGUCAGCAGAAAAGGUGCUGCUGGGGUGGAAAUAUGGAGACUGUGUGGAUGAGAAGGCCAAGAUUCACCCUCAGCUCAGGACCUUCAAAGCCCUGACAGAGAAGGAGAAAGAGAUUUACAGAUGGCCAAUUAGAGAGUCCCUGAAGAGUAUGCUGGCAAUGGGCUGGAGCAUCGACAGGACCAAAGAUGGAGAAAGCAUGUCUCAGCAAAGGGAGAGUGAGAAAAUGCGAAAGAUCUCUCAGGUUUCACAGGCAAAUGGCUUCAAUCCGAGCCCAAUAGACACAAGCAACGUUGUUCUAUCCAGAGAACUGCAGGGGAUGGUGGAGGUGGUGGCUGAAAACUACCAUAACAUCUGGGCAAAGAAGAAGAAGAGUGACCUUGGAAGCAGAGGUGGGGGAACACACCCACUGCUGGUGCCCUAUGACACCCUGACAGCCAAGGAGAAGGCCCGUGAUCGGGAGAAAGCCCAGGACCUUUUCCGCUUCCUGCAAAUCAGUGGCUACAGCAUCACAAGAGGUUUGAAGGACUUAGAGCAGGAUUCCUCUUCCAUGGAGAAGAGGUUCGCAUACAAGUUCCUCAAGAAGCUGCUCAAAUAUGUUGACUCAGCUCAGGAGUUCAUCGCUCAUCUGGAGGCCAUGGCUGCCAGUGGCAAAACAGACAGGUCCCCUCAUGAACAGGAAAUCAAGUUUUUUGCCAAAGUUCUCCUUCCCCUCAUUGACCAGUACUUCAAGAACCACUCUCUCUACUUCCUCUCCUCCCCCAAUAAAAACCUUAGCAGCAGCGGUUACGCCUCCAACAAGGAGAAGGAGAUGGUCACCAGCCUGUUUUGUAAACUGGCAGCUCUUGUCAGACAUAGGAUUUCUCUCUUUGGGAGUGACUCCACUACCAUUGUUAGCUGUCUGCAUAUCCUGGCACACACCCUGGACACCAGGACGGUGAUGAAGUCGGGCUCAGAGCUGGUGAGGGUGGGGCUCAGGACAUUCUUUGAGAACGCCGCAGAGGACCUGGAGAAGACGUUCGAGAACCUGAAGCUGGGGAAGUUCACUCACUCCCGCUCGCAGAUGAAAGGGGUGUCGCAGAACAUCAACUACACCACUGUAGCUCUGCUCCCCAUUUUAACCGCUCUGUUUGAACACAUCACUCAGCAUCACUUUGGAGUCGACCUGCUUUUGGAGGAUGUCCAGGUGUCUUGCUAUCGAAUCCUGACCAGCCUCUAUGCACUGGGUACUGGGAAAAAUAUUUAUGUAGAAAGACAGCUACCAGCUCUCGGUCAGUGUCUGGCCACCCUGGCUGGAGCCAUGCCUGUAGCCUUCCUGGAGCCGCUGCUCAACACCUAUAACCCCUGCUCCGUCUUUAAUACCAAGAGUGCUAGAGAACGAGCCAUCCUAGGCAUACCAGACUCAGUCGAGGAGAUGUGUCCCGGGAUGCCGUGGCUGGACGGUCUGAUGAAGGACAUCAAUGACAUGGCAGAGUCUGGAGCACGCUACACAGAGAUGCCUCAUGUUAUCGAGGUGGUGCUGCCCAUGUUGUGUAACUAUCUGUCUUAUUGGUGGGAGAGGGGGCCAGAGAACCAGCCAGCCAGCGGGGGCAGCAUCUGCUGCACCACCGUCACCUCAGAGCACCUCAGCCUCAUUCUGGGCAACAUCCUCAAGAUCCUCAACAACAACCUGGGCAUCGAUGAAGCCUCUUGGAUGAAGAGGAUUGCAGUGUAUGUGCAACCCAUCAUCGGCAAGGCCCGUGCAGACCUGCUGAAGAGCCACUUCCUGCCUACGCUGGAGAAACUGAAGAAGAAGACAGUGAAGGUGGUGGCUGAGGAAGAGCUGUUGAAGGCAGACAGUAAGGGAGACACUCAGGAGGCUGAGUUGCUCAUCCUAGACGAGUUUGCAGUCCUCUGCAGGGACCUGUAUGCCUUUUACCCCAUGCUUAUCCGCUAUGUGGACAACAACAGGUCCAGGUGGUUAAAGGAACCAGAUGCUGACUCCAAUGAACUCUUCAGAAUGGUGGCUGAGAUAUUUAUCCUCUGGUGCAAGUCACAUAAUUUCAAAAGAGAAGAGCAGAACUUUGUGGUCCAGAAUGAAAUCAACAACCUUUCCUUCUUGACUGGUGAUAAUAAAACCAAGAUGUCUAAGUCUGGAGGACAAGACCAGGAGAGGAGACACAAGAAAAGGCGAGGUGAGUUCUACUCUAUCCAGACCUCACUGAUUGUGGCGGCUCUGAAGAAGAUGCUACCAAUUGGCCUCAACAUGUGUACCCCGGGAGACCAGGAACUCAUCUCUCUAGCCAAGACUCGUUACCUGCUGAGAGACACAGACGAAGAGGUCAAAGAUCAUAUUCAUCAGAAUCUGCAUCUUCGAGAGAAGUCUGAGGACCCUGCAGUGAGGUGGCAGUUAAACCUGUACAAGGACAUAGCGAUGAGAAACGAGGGCUCUCCAGACCCUGAAAGGGUGGUGGACCGCAUCCAGAGGAUCUCUGCUGCUGUCUUCAACCUGGAGCAGGUGGAGCAGCCGCUGAGAUCCAAGAAAUGUGUAUGGCAGAAGUUGCUUUCCAAGCAGAGGAAACGGGCGGUUGUUGCCUGCUUCCGCAUGGCUCCACUUUAUAAUCUGCCAAGGCACAAAAACAAUAAUUACUUCCUGAAUGCCUACCGACAUAUUUGGCUGGAGAUAAUGCAUGAGAACACAGACUAUGACAGUCUGCUCUCCAUGCUGACGAAAACGCAGCCCAAAGUGGAGGAAGAGGAAGAGGAGGAGGUCAGAAAGCAGCCAGAUCCUCUUCACCAGCUCAUUCUGCAUUUCAGCCACAACGCGCUGACUGAGUGCAGUUCUUUGGAAGAGGAUCCCUUGUAUAUUGCAUAUGCAGAUAUGAUGGCAAAGAGUUGUGCUGAAGGUGAAGAAGAGGAAGAUGAGGAAGGAAAAGAGAAAACAUUUGAGGAAAAGGAAAUGGAGAAGCAAAAGAUGCUGUACCAGCAAGCCAGGCUGCAUGAUCGAGGAGCUGCAGAGAUGGUGCUUCAGAUGAUCGGUGCCAGCAAAGGUCGACUUGGUCCUAUGGUGACUUUCACCCUCAAACUCGGCAUCUCCAUCCUCAACGGGGGAAACAUACUGGUCCAACAGAAAAUGCUGGACUACCUGAAGGAAAAACGAGACGUUGGCUUUUUCAAAAGUCUGUCUGGAUUGAUGAUGUCUUGCAGUGUUCUGGACUUGAAUGCUUUUGAAAGGCAAAAUAAAGCUGAAGGUCUGGGCAUGGUUACUGAAGAGGGAUCAAUCAACGUGAGUGAGCAGGGUUCCAAAGUACUGCAGGAUGAUGAGUUCACUAAGGAUCUCUUUAGAUUUCUGCAGCUUCUCUGUGAGGGCCACAACAAUGAUUUUCAGAAUUUCUUGAGGACUCAAACCGGAAACACAACUACAGUCAACAUCAUCAUUAGUACUGUAGACUACCUACUAAGGCUCCAGGAAUCCAUCAGUGACUUCUACUGGUACUACUCUGGUAAGGAUAUCAUAGAUGAAGCAGGUCAGAGGAACUUCUCCAGAGCCCUGGCAGUGGCCAAGCAGGUCUUCAACUCUUUAACUGAGUAUAUACAGGGCCCAUGUGUUGGGAACCAGCAGAGUCUGGCUCACAGCAGGCUGUGGGACGCAGUGGUGGGCUUCUUGCAUGUGUUUGCCAACAUGCAGAUGAAAUUAUCCCAGGACUCCAGUCAGAUUGAAUUACUGAAGGAGCUGUUGGACCUGCAGAAGGACAUGAUAGUCAUGAUGCUGUCUCUUCUCGAAGGUAAUGUUGUCAAUGGUACUAUUGGCAAACAGAUGGUGGACACAUUGGUGGAAUCAUCUAGCAACGUAGAGAUGAUCCUAAAAUUCUUCGACAUGUUCCUGAAGUUGAAGGAUCUGACCACUUCGGACAGCUUCAAGGAGUAUGACCCAGAGAGCAAAGGGGUCAUCUCAAAGAAAGAUUUCCAGAAGUCCAUGGAGAACCAGAAACAAUAUUCCCAGUCUGAGAUCGAGUUUCUUCUCUCCUGUGCUGAGGCAGAUGAGAAUGACAUGUUUAACUACGAGCAGUUUGUGGAGAGAUUUCAUGAACCUGCGAAGGACAUUGGCUUUAAUGUAGCUGUGUUGCUGACCAAUCUCUCUGAGCACAUGCCUCACGAUGCUCGUCUCUCAACGUUCCUUGACCUGGCUGAGAGUGUCCUCAGCUAUUUUGAACCCUAUUUGGGCCGUAUUGAGAUCAUGGGUGGUGCCAAGCGCAUAGAGAGAGUCUACUUUGAGAUCAGUGAGUCGAGUCGUACCCAGUGGGAAAAGCCUCAGGUGAAAGAGUCAAAGCGGCAGUUUAUCUUUGAUGUCGUCAACGAAGGAGGAGAGAGCGAGAAGAUGGAACUGUUUGUGAAUUUCUGUGAGGACACCAUCUUUGAGAUGCAACUAGCCUCUCAGAUUUCAGAGCCAGACCCAGUGGAGCGUCCAGAGGAAGACGAAGAUGACAACCAGAGUGUACAGGAAAACCAGGAAGAGGAAGAGGAGGAGAACGUGAUGUUGGAGUCUUCCUCAGCCUUCACAGUUGCCUGCAUCUCUAUGAGAAAAAGCCUGUGCCACUUCCGCCAGUUGCUCACUCUCAAGAGCAUGAGGCGGCAGUACAGGAAGUUCAGAAAGAUGAGUGUAAGGGAGAUGGUGCGAGGCUUCUUCUCUUUCUUCUGGAUGAUCAUCACAGGCUUCUUCUAUUUUGUCUACAGUCUGAUUUGGGGUUUCUUCCAUAUCUUAUGGACCACUAUGUUUGGGGGCGGCCUCGUUGAAGGGGCCAAGAAUAUGAAGGUGACAGACAUUUUGGGUAACAUGCCAGAUCCCACCCAGUUUGGGAUUCAUGGAGAUGUGUUAGAAAUGGAGAAGAUGGACGCAAGCGAAGCGUCAGCUUUGGCGGAGAUUGGUCAGAUGGCUCAGGGAGAUGCAACCGAGGCAGACCUUAUGGCUGAGUUGCUGAACAUACAGCCCAAGAAGGAGGGAAAGCAUGGGGCUGAGCCAGGUUUGGGGGAUGUGUCUGAGGUGGUGGUGGGGGAUGCGCCAUCCAUUGCCAGUGCUGUUAAGCAGAAGAAAGCACAGAUGGCUGCAAAGAAGAAAGCUUCAAAUGGAGACUAUAAGUCUGAUUCAGAGAAAGGAGAUUCAGAAGAUGGUGAAAAGAAGGAUCAUGACAAGGCCAAAGACGAAGUCCCUCCAGAGUCUUCAGUGGAGGAGAAGAAAGCCCCCAAGAAGAGGCUUGGCCAGAAGAAAGAACCCCCAGAGGCCUUCAUGGCCAGCUUCUUCGCUGGCUUGGAAAUCUACCAGACCAAGAUGCUGAAUUACCUGGCCAGAAACUUCUACAACCUUCGCUUUUUAGCGCUAUUUGUUGCCUUUGCUAUCAACUUCAUUCUUCUCUUCUACAAAGUAACCGGUGAUUACUCAGAUGAUGAAGACCCCUGGAAUGGUCAUGGAAGAGCCGGGGAGGAGGAAGAUGAGGGUGCGCUUGAGUAUUUCGUCCUGCAGGAGAGCACCGGUUACAUGGCGCCAACGUUGCGUUGUCUCGCUAUACUACACACUAUCAUAUCUUUCCUGUGUGUUGUGGGAUACUACUACCUAAAGGUGCCCCUGGUAGUGUUCAAACGUGAGAAGGAGAUAGCAAGGAAGUUGGAGUUUGCUGGCCUUUACAUCACUGAGCAGCCGUCGGACGAUGACAUCAAAGGACAGUGGGACCGACUGGUGAUCAAUACGCCUUCCUUCCCCAACAACUACUGGGAUAAAUUUGUCAAACGCAAGGUGAUCAAAAAGUACGGAGACCUGUAUGGAGCAGAGAGGAUAGCAGAACUGCUGGGGCUGGAUAAGAGCGCCCUGGAUUUUAACCCCACGGAGGAAACUGUCGCCAAAGAGGCUACACUGGUGUCAUGGCUGAGCUCAAUCGAUACAAAGUACCACGUCUGGAAAAUGGGGGUGGUGUUUACAGACAAUUCAUUUCUGUAUCUGGUGUGGUACACCACCAUGUCCAUCCUGGGCCACUACAACAAUUUCUUCUUUGCUGCUCAUCUACUGGACAUUGCCAUGGGGUUCAAAACCCUUCGCACUAUCCUCUCCUCCGUCACACAUAAUGGCAAACAGCUGGUGUUGACAGUGGGCCUGCUGGCAGUCGUGGUCUAUCUCUACACUGUGGUGGCCUUUAACUUCUUCAGGAAGUUUUACAACAAGAGUGAAGAUGAGGAUGAGCCAGAUAUGAAGUGUGACGACAUGAUGACUUGUUACUUGUUCCACAUGUACGUUGGAGUGAGGGCAGGUGGGGGCAUUGGGGACGAGAUCGAGGACCCAGCUGGUGACCCCUAUGAACUCUACCGUAUCCUUUUUGAUAUAACCUUCUUCUUCUUUGUUAUCGUCAUCCUCCUGGCCAUCAUCCAGGGUUUGAUCAUUGAUGCCUUUGGAGAGCUGAGAGACCAGCAGGAACAAGUCAAAGAAGACAUGGAGACCAAAUGUUUCAUCUGUGGGAUCGGUAACGACUACUUUGACACAACACCUCACGGCUUUGAGACUCACACCUUACAAGAGCACAAUUUGGCCAACUACCUGUUUUUCCUGAUGUACCUCAUCAACAAGGAUGAGACAGAGCACACUGGUCAGGAGUCAUAUGUAUGGAAGAUGUACCAGGAGCGCUGCUGGGAUUUCUUCCCAGCUGGAGACUGCUUCCGCAAACAGUACGAAGAUCAGCUUGGAUAGAGCAGACGCGUCCUCUUUACCUCUGUCUGUAUCAGGAGGGGUGCUGACACAUGUAGUCCUACGUCCAGCUGCUGGACUACGACACCACACAGUCAUCCCACCAAUGUUUCAGACUGGUCCGAGGAGAGAGAAAACGACUUAUCACGUCUCCUACGUCAGAUGUACCCAUGCCACUGUCAGUACAGUGCCAGUCUAUGAGGAAAUGACCUGUAACUUGCCAGGACAUUUUGUUUCUUUAGUUUUGGGGCUCGUUUUUGACAGCGUGUUGCCUUUUACUCCACAUAACCCCAAAUCAUCGCACAAUUUUUGUUUUUUUUGUUUUUCUUUUCUUUUUGAGAAACACUGGGUUGUGUGGGGUUUUGGGACAUUGUGUUGGUUGUUUUAUGCACAAGAACCCAACUUCAGUUUUUUGAGAAUGUUCAACUUGAGACUUAAAAUGCCAAAAGUAAAGUAAAGUGGGAGAGUACAGUAGAUUUACAAAGUGUGCAAAAAAUGUGAUAUGAGAAAAGUUUAUCUUUCAGAUGUUAUAACCUUGCAUAUACAGUAGAGAUGAAGUUUUAGAAUGAAGUGGCGAAAAAGUUUGCUACAUAGGAUGAAAAAAAUGCCUAAAUUUUUUCAUGAAGUGCCUUACACUACUGUAUCUACAUUACAAUGAAGCUAUGCAAAACUUUUGUUUUUUCUUUAUUGUAUGUAAGUACAGUAAUUUUCUUGGAGCAGUAACAAGUAGCUGUUCAGAUAUGUAGAUUGUGGCUGAAGUUUUUAAUUUGAACAUGGAAGAACAGCAUUGUUUUGAUUUGACUGAUUUUUGUUCUUUCUUUUUUUUUUUUUGUUGGCUGAGUGCAAAUGUUCAAGGUACAAAGUGUAAAAAUGACACAUCAGAAUUUACUGAACACCUUCAAACAAGAACAAAAAUUAAAUUGCUAUUGUAUGGCCAUUUGUAUGUAGUAGCUUUGCGGAUCUGUGCAUUUCUUUUGAUGGGAAAAAAAUAAAGACGUCAGUGC
Messenger RNA from Scatophagus argus, 16014 nucleotides. RefSeq names its product ryanodine receptor 3-like. Gene Ontology annotation, cellular component: calcium channel complex; sarcolemma; sarcoplasmic reticulum membrane. The record is from RefSeq and is a predicted model, not a curated record. Gene Ontology annotation, biological process: calcium ion transmembrane transport; intracellular calcium ion homeostasis. The transcript has 104 exons. The coding region runs from base 344 to 15013 and encodes 4889 amino acids. Gene Ontology annotation, molecular function: ryanodine-sensitive calcium-release channel activity; protein binding. NCBI's taxonomy places the organism in Eukaryota, Metazoa, Chordata, Actinopteri, Scatophagidae.